UCUGAAAUGUUGUAUUACAGGUCGCUUUGCUACUUUUGACAACUCCAGUGUCUCCGGUUCAUUAAUGAGCUCAGGUUAGUGCUCUCCAGGUUCUCCAGAUUCCUCCCACCUCCCAAAACCAUGCUAGUGGGUAUGCAAAAACUGAAUGAGAAUGAGUGAAUGAACGUGUGUAGACACAAGUUCCUUACUGUUUUCUCCACUGUUUUCUCACGUUUCUUAUUUAUGGCCGAGCGGACAAACAGUACACAGAUGCGUGAGGAACCUGCACAUUAAGCUGGGUUAAAUGAAUUCAUGGUUGGUCAACAGGUGGAGACAAACGACAAAAAAUCUUCACAUCCAAGUACUUGCCAUAAAACAUCCUCUGUAUGCCUUCCGCAGAACAGAAAACGUGUUAAACGUUACUAUUACACCCUCAGGUUGAUUUUUAAAACCAUUUGCACCAGGAUUAGGACUAUGAUGAGGGGGGAAGUUUGACCUAGAGAGAUACACUGCCAAUCCUGUGGAUUUUCUUAUCAAUUAAUAGGUCUAUGUUUACAUGUAUUAUUUUAUGAGCUGAUUUGACUUGAACAAAAACGCUGUAUGACGGUCAUAAACAGGAGAACAAAGGUCCAGCUUUAAGGAAAAGGUGCAAAGUUCACAAGGUUUACAACCGAAAAUGAAUACACAAGUUUAGAGCAAACAUCCUUUGCACACACUUGAUUCAAUUCAGUUCUUUUCAGGGCAACUUGGAACUGUAUUGGGUAACUGUAAAGCUGCCCAAGACGGACAGCAAGAAUUUAGGGAUAGGAUAUAGUGGAUGUCGUAAAAAUGAAGUAUAGUGCACAGAGUUUCCAGGGAAGGAGGCUGUUUUGGAGAAAAGUAUUUCUUCAGCUGGGCUGUAAGAGGUGAAACCAGAUGGAAUUUGAAAUGGUGGAUGACAAAAUAGUUAUCAAAACAUGACAUGGAUUUCAAAGCUCAGAGCGUGUAGAUGAGCGAAAUAUAUAAAUGUAAAUUUGUUUUUAUGGACAGCGUUUACUCGUUGGUGGACAUGUGGUGGUCCUCUCCACUGAUGGAGGAGUAACAAGCUGAGGAUAGCCUGUAGACUAAUUUUGUACAUAAUAAACCGGUAACUGGGUGUAUAAACGUCUACCCUUGUGGAUAAAUCUCACACAGUUCAGAUGACUGUGAUUUUCACGUGCGAAUAUGUGAGUAAUGUGUGCAUGCCGUGAAACUGCACGUGAACUCAAGUAAACGUGAUAAAUAAAACCACAAGUUCUAUAUGAAAAAUGAACGUGAAAACAUCUACAUGUGAAUAAAAAUGAAUCGUGUUUUUUAAAAAAAUCAUGUACAGUUUAAUUAGUCACAUGAACAUAAAUAAAUUGUGUGUAAACUAAAAAUCAUAUCUGAAAAUAAAUGAACUAUGUGUUAAACAUCACGUGAAAAAUGAAUUGUGUGUAAGUAUAGCAUGAAAAAAUUUAAUUGUGAAAAAAAAGACUCACGUGGAAAAUAAAUCAGGUGUAAGAAUUACGUGAAAAUAAAUGAAUUGUGUAAAAAAAAAUAGUGAAAUGAAUCAAGUGGAAGAAUCGUGUGAAAAUCAAUUAAUUGUGUAAAAAAUCCUUCAAAAAUGAAUCAAAUGUAAGAAUCACAUUUGAAAAGAAAUUAAUCGGAUGUAAGAAUCGUGAAAAAUUAAUCAAGUGUAAGAAUCACGUGAAAAUUAAUGAAUCAGGUGUAAAAACACGUGAAAACUGAAUCAGGUGUAACAAUCACGUGAAAAACCAAUUAAUCAUGAAAAAAAUCACGUGAAAAAUGAAUUGUGUAAAAAUCACGUGUGAAAAUUAAUGAUCAGAUCUUUAAAAAAAAAAAAAAUCAAGUGAAAAAUUAAUCAGGUGUAAAAAAUGACGUGAAAAUAAAUAAAUAAAUAAUACCAAAAUCAAAGCAGAGACACUACAAGUGAAAAGUCCACAUAUGAAAACGUGUGAUACAUAACGUGAAUUGUGUAAAACACGUGUAAAAUAACCGUGUGAAGUUUGAGAGUAAGGGUGAAUACUGUACGGUGUUUCCGGUUUAUUGUGCAUGCACACACAGUCAGUUCGCAGCUCGGAAUAGUUUUUGACUAAGAACCACGCAGCUCAGUGUGAGGGGUUAAAUGAGAUGAUGGCUCAUGCUGACAGGGAGAGAGUUACCGAGAAAGCGCGAGACACAGAACACCAGCUGCGCGCGCUCUCGGUGUUAACCGUGUAUCAGAUGUAAACAGCACAGAAAGGCUCGAGCAAAUACUCGUGUUUAGUUCAGUGCCUUUUUGAACGGGGGACGCCAACAGACUCGGGAGGAAAAACCGUGUUUUUUCCGUCGUAAAUGAUUUUUUCCUUUUGUUGUUUGGAAGUAAAAGUUGCUAAGGCAGACGGUGUGUUUACCUCCGCGCGCUCCCGGGGUCGCGUGAACAUCAGGUGUUAUACUGUAUCUCGUUACAGAUCAGGAUUUCUCUCAGCUGUCAGUUGCCUCUGCCUCAGCUUCAAGUCUGACUCAAGACGGCUUUCUAUUCAUUUAUUUAUUUUUAUCAUGAAAUGACUUCUUUCAUGGAAUUAACUGAUAAACUGAACUGAAUAACAUUUGGACUCAUCGUUCAUAUCCGCGGUCCAUCUGUUUUUGCUGCUUUAUUUUUUCCUAUGAAGGGUUUGUUUCUUCUUAAACAUUAUUACUCAUCACUGAAAACCUUCCAAAAUGGAGAUUUUUGUCAUCAAACCACGGCAUUUUAAUGGAGUUGUCUGGGGUCAUUUUUUAUUUAUUUAUUUUUUUACAUGAGAAAGUAAAGGAAUACUCGUUGAAUACACCUGUACAUCCUGUGCUCAAUGAACCACCACCCUUCAACAAAUUGGAAGUGAAUCGGUUCAUAUUUAAGGCGAGUACGGCGAAUCAAUUCUUUAUUUAAACGACUCUUUUUAAACGACUGUUGUGAGUAGAGCGAUUCAUUUGAAACUACUCCUUUAAAUGAGUAGAGCUAGUCGAUUCUUUUUACACGACUCUUUUAAGCGAUAACAGAGAUUCGACUCUUUUGAAACGACUCUUAAGUCAGUAGAGAGAGUUGAUUCCUUUUAAACGACUCGUUUAAUUUAAGUAAAGCGAAUAGAUCAUUUUUACGCUACUCUUUUUAAGUACAGCGAAUCGGUUCUUUUAAAGCUACUAUUUUUAAGUGAGUUCAGCGAAUCGAUUCUUUUGAAACAACUCCUUUAAAUGAGUAGAGCUAAUCGAUUCUUUUAAAGCUACUCUUUUAAGUGAGUAGAGCGAAUCGAUUCUUAGUAAGCUACUCUUUUUAAGGGAGUGCAGCGAAUCGAUUCUUUUUAAACUACCCAUUUUAUUUGAGUAGAGCGAAUCGAUUCUUUUUAUACGACUCUUUUAAGUUAGUAGAGCGAAUCGAUUUGAAAUUAUGUGUUGUUUACACACUAUUGUUUACAUUAUUUACUCCAUUUUGAAUUGUAAAUGUGUUUCAUUUUUAUCACUUACAUGGAAAUAAUUUUUACAUAUGUAGAUAUGAAUCAGCUGGGUUUUAAAAUUGCCUACAUGGCGGCCUAUUUCUAGAUGGCCCCUAAAAGCAAUUAAUUCAGCACAAGUUCAAACAGAACUAAUUCGUAUUAACAAUAGUUUACAUUGAUGGUGAGAAAGAAUCAAAUCAGCAAAAGGAGUCGUGAUGCGUAUAGCUACACCUGAGAACUCAGCACUGCAGGAUGGGGGCUAGGCAGUCCAAAGGCCCCGAGGCUGGCUCCAGACCGCUCCAGAGGGUUUGGAGACGAGCUCAGGGCUCUUUCCUGCUCCGCUCAUCCUCCAGCGAGCGGCCACAGAAUCCAGGGGUGCCUGCGCCGUACCACCGUCGCGUUGGCAUGAUUCAGGACAUGCUGCUGAAGGCAAAGGAGGGGAGACAGGAGGAGGCCAGUGAGCUGCUGAAAAGUCUGAGACAGGAUUUAGGUAUGGAGUCGACAUCUCUGGAUGAUGUGUUGUACCGGUAUGCGAGCUUCCGCAGUAUGGUGGACCCUAUCACCCAUGACCUUAUUAUCAGCCUUGCUCGCUAUGUGCACUGUCCAAAAACGGAAGGUGAGUCUCUGAGUGCCAUGGAGAAGGUGUGUCGCCAGUUGACAUACCACCUGAGCCCUCAUCCACGUUGGAGGCGGCAGGGUCUUCUGAAGGGAAAACCCCAGGGCAGUGUAAAGGCGGUUCUCUCCGUGUCACCGGAUGGCACAGUGGAUUUAUCGGGGCUCACUCUUUCACGUCGUGAUGCAGAACGCUUGGUGCUGUACCUACAGCGCAACUCUGCCCUUGUUCGUAGCGUUGAACUGGGUUUCACCGAGCUCACAGACGAUACGCUGCUGAUGCUGCUGCCCACGUUAUCCGCUCUGCCUGCUCUCGAGAGCCUGGUGCUCAACGGCAACCGACUGACCCGAGGCGUCUUGCGUCACCUCACCGACGCCCUCAAGGAGCCGCGGAGCUUCCCUGCUCUGGCAUGGGUCGACCUCGGUAACAACGUGGACAUCUUCUCUUUGCCUCAGGCCUUUCUACUCAGCUUGCGCAAGCGCUGUCCGAAGCAGGGUAACUUACCCACCAUACAAGAGCAGCCAGAACAGGGGGGCGGGGCAUGUGGAACUGCAGGAUUGGAGGAGGUUGGAGAAGAUCCAGACUGAUUUCCCGGUUGAGUUAUGGGGAUGAGGAUGGGAUGACAAUAUUUCAUCCCACCACAUGUGUUUGUGGGUGGAGUCAUAUUAUAAAUUGACUCCAUUUCAUCUGGAUAUGUGUUCUCAGUUGGGCACAAAUCGAGGAAUUUACACAUGAUUUGUGUCCUUACUUGUACCCUUCAUCAAAUAUAUCCAAUGUCAGUGGACUCCCUGGGCUCACACCCAGCCUGGACUCUGGACCGCCUUCCUGGUUGGACUAUGGGGCUGGUCUGGGACUGAAUAAGUGAUUUUUGUAAGAUAUAUAUUGAGCUCAACAGGUUGGGAAGACACAAAUGUGCCUGUUCGAUGGGUGUCAGAACUAGACGGAGAAAUGAUGUGCCUGUUGACCGUCCUGAAUCGCCCUUAAUUCCAGGCAUGCACGGUGCAAAUCGAGGCUGUUUUUUCUAAUCUGAAUUAGGCCAGAUUUCAGUUGCAUUGGACAUGCAGUGUAUUUGGGGUAGAAAUUAGGGAUGGGAAAAAAUAAUAAUUGCAUGGAUGCAUCAUGAUCCUCUUCUGAGUGACUCUAUGAUCAUGCUUAUACUUUCAUCAUACAGUCUAAAGUUUUAGAUUUGUAAAUUCUUCAUUUAACCACAAAAUGUUUUCUUGGUUAGCUUAAUAUUACACUUCUGCUAUCUUGUAUUCAACUUCACACAGGAUUUAUGCACAGUUGUACCAAAACCCGAAUGGCUUCUGAUUCACUAUAUACUCACUAUCCGGUUUAAAAGGAAAAACCUGUAUGCCUGAUCAUUUGCGCAAUUAUCCAAUCCCAACAAUCAUGUGGCAGCAGCUCAGUGCAUAAAAUCAUCCAGAUACAGGUCAAGAGCCUCAGUUAAUGUUCACAUUAAACAUCAGAGUCAGGAAAAAUGUGAUGUCAGUGACUUGGCAUGGUUACCGUUGCCAGACGAGCUGGUUUGAGUAUUUCAGAAACUUCUGAUCUCCUGGGAUUUUGACGCACAACAGUGAAUAAUGCUUACACAGAACGGUAAGACUGGUUUGAGCUGACAGGAAGACUACAGUCACUCCAAUAACCUCUCUUUACAACCACGGUGAGCAGGAAAGCAUCUCAGAACGCACAGCUUUGAGGCAGAUGGGCCGUAAAAGUAGAAGAGCACAUCAGUUUGCACUCCUAUCAGACAGGAACAGGGAUCUGAAGCUACAGUGGGCACAGGCUUAGUAAAACUGGACAGUUGAAGAUUGGGAAAAUGUCACCCGGUCUUGUCAUGUUUUAGUGAGCCUGUGUCCACUGUAGCUUGGUGAACUAUACACCGAGCCAUAGGAAAAACGUAAAAAUAAUACGUUUGAAAUUGUUAACACCUUUAUACACUGUAUAUUUCUUUUAUUUUUAAAGCUAAAGGAUGAACGAUUUUUGGAAUUUUGCCCCCUCUGCUAGUAAAAUGCUGCUGCAAGCUAGUUGAGGAAGAAGGUUUCAGAACAUGGGUUGUGCUGCAUCGUUCUUCACUGCAUGGAUUAAUCUCAUGGCUAUGACUGCCAUGUCAAUACACAUCCACAGAGAAUUUAAUGCUGCAUCCCAAACUGCAUAAUGCGCAGUCAGUCAGUAGUCUUCUCCUUCUAGCUAAAUAACUUCACUAUUGGGCGAUGAUGUAAAUUCACAAUGAGAAUAAAUGAGCUGUUUAUCAUUCACUAGCCAAAUAAAUGUUCAGCAAGAAAAAAUAUCAAACUCAUUUAGGCCUGAAUCCUUAUAUAUAUCCUCUAUAGUAUUAUAUUCACUCACUUUGACUUCUGUUUGGUUUGUUUACAUAAUUAAUGAUAAUGAGUCUUUAUUGGUCAUCUAUACAUUACAACACAGUGAAGUUCUUUUCUUCGCAUACCCCAGCAUACCAGGAAGUUGUGGUCAGAGCACAGGGUCAGCCAUGAUACAGCGCCCCUGGCGCAGAGGGAGUUAAGGGCCUUGCUCAAGGGCCCAACAGUGGUAGCACUGGGGUUUGAAUCCCCGACCUCCCAAUCAGUAACCCAGAGCCUUAACCGUCAAGCCACCACUGCCCUUAAUUACUCUCCCCCCCACCCCCGCCCACCCUGAUUGGCUGACUCUCAUCAUCAUAAUGCCUCAUAUUGGGGUUUGAUGAUGUUUAUCGUAUCUGAGCCGGCGUAUGACAUACGAGUACAAAUAAAUUUUCACCAAUUCCACUAGUGCAGGCCUGUCAGGGUGACUCACAGCAGCUCAGGAGCAUCAUAUUAAAAAGUAGCUUUUGUCUGAAAACUUAUGUUUUGUUUUUUUUUAAAAUAGGAAAUGUUCAAUAUGUAAUAAUAAAUUAAGCCAUGAAUGACA
Molecule: messenger RNA, 6966 nt
Organism: Ictalurus furcatus (blue catfish)
Lineage: Eukaryota; Metazoa; Chordata; Actinopteri; Siluriformes; Ictaluridae
Product: leucine-rich repeat-containing protein 75A
Exons: 4
Coding region: 3702-4649 (315 amino acids)
Source: RefSeq, a predicted model, not a curated record